AUCCGCUACCACUACAGAACAGUACUAAUAAUACACAAACUAAACUAUCAUACUAACUCAUAAGCAUAAACACUAAUACCAAGAAUAAACUUCUAUUUAUGCAUGCACUACAUCAAAAACCUUACCACAUUAUAUACUCCAUAGUCCAUACAUUGAGAAGUGUCGAGUGACUACCAACUUGAGUUACACAAACAAUGGAUUUAGGUAGUACAUAUCAUUUUCCCGCUGUCCGACGAUCGUCAGACAGCUAUGAGGUGCCGGAAGGAGUGGAUGUAAGGGGAAGGUAUGACGAGGAGUACGCCAAGAUACUCACCAAAGAUGCCUUGCAAUUUGUGGCUGAGUUACAAAGGGAGUUUAGGAAUCACAUCAAGUAUGCUAUGCAGUGUAGGAAGGAGGCUAAGGCUAAGUAUAAUAGUGGGGCAUUGCCGUGGUUUGAUCCUACCACCAGGAAAAUUAGGGAAGGGAAUUGGGUAUGCUCUGCUCCACCACCGGCUGUUGCUGAUCGGAGGGUCGAGAUUACUGGUCCUGUUGAGAGGAAGAUGAUCAUCAAUGCUCUUAAUUCUGGUGCUAAAGUUUUCAUGGCUGAUUUUGAAGAUGCACUAUCACCAAGCUGGGAGAACUUGAUAAAAGGACAAGUGAACUUAAGAGAAGCAGUAAAUGGAACAAUUAGUUUUCAUGACAAGACUAGGAAUAAGAUUUACAAAUUAAAUGAUCAAACUGCCAAGCUCUUUGUCCGCCCACGCGGUUGGCACCUGCCUGAAGCCCAUAUUCUUAUCGACGGUGAGCCAGCUACCGGCUGCCUCGUCGACUUUGGCCUCUACUUCCACCACAACUUUGCCAAGUUCCGCCAGACACACGGUGAUGGCUUUGGCCCAUUCUUCUACCUCCCUAAAAUGGAACACUACAGGGAAGCAAAGAUAUGGAAGAAUGUGUUUGAAAAGGCAGAGAAAAUGGCAGGAAUAGAAAGAGGAAGUAUAAGGGCUACGGUUCUUAUAGAGACGCUUCCUGCAGUAUUCCAAAUGAAUGAGAUAUUAUAUGAGCUUAGAGACCACUCUAUUGGGCUCAACUGUGGGAGGUGGGAUUACAUCUUCAGCUAUAUCAAGACUUUCCAAUCCCACCCUGACCGCCUUUUGCCUGAUCGUGUUCAGGUUGGGAUGACCCAACACUUCAUGAGAAGUUAUUCUGAUCUUCUCAUCUACACUUGCCAUAGGCGUGGUGUCCAUGCUAUGGGAGGCAUGGCAGCUCAGAUUCCUAUAAGGGACGAUGCAGAAGCAAACAAGGCGGCCUUAGAGUUGGUCAAGCUGGACAAGCUAAGAGAAGUGAAUGCAGGGCAUGAUGGAACUUGGGCUGCUCAUCCUGGCCUAAUUCCACCCAUCUUAGAAGUCUUCAACGCUAACAUGGGUGACGCUCCAAACCAAAUCCGUUCCAUAACCCGGCCUGAAGCCUCCACCAUCUCCGAGGAUGACCUCCUGCAGCUUCCCCGGGGGGUUCGCACCAUGGAAGGGCUCCGGCUCAACACUCGGGUUGGAAUCCAGUACCUAGCAGCCUGGCUUACAGGGUCAGGUGCAGUCCCCCUAUACAACUUGAUGGAGGAUGCUGCUACUGCAGAAAUCAGCAGGACCCAGAACUGGCAAUGGCUCAAGUACCAGGCCGAGUUGGAUGGGGACGGCUUUGGUAUUAGGGUCAACCCGGAACUAUUUGCCCGUGUCGUGGAGGAAGAAAUGGAGAGAAUUCAGAAAGAAGUUGGGAAUGAGAGGUUUAAGAAAGGAAUGUACAAGGAAGCCUGCAAGAUAUUUACCAACCAGUGUACUGCCACUGAGUUGGAUGAUUUUCUCACUCUUGAUGCUUAUAAUCACAUUGUCAUCCAUCAUCCAAAGGGGUUACCGAGGCUUUGAGUGAUUUAAUCUACUCAUUGCAUCUAUUUGAUGCUUUGGUCAUUAAUUUCUAUGUUUAUGUGUUCUGGUGAUUAAUUGUGUACUUGGUUUAUGUUCCUCAAAACCUUAUGCAUACGGCUGCUUAAUGCUUAUAUGAAUAAAGUCUUCCAUCUUUGCUUUGAUGCAAACUUUCGUAA
Molecule: messenger RNA, 2071 nt
Organism: Beta vulgaris subsp. vulgaris (sugar beet)
Lineage: Eukaryota; Viridiplantae; Streptophyta; Magnoliopsida; Caryophyllales; Amaranthaceae
Product: malate synthase, glyoxysomal
Exons: 4
Coding region: 195-1895 (566 amino acids)
Biological process (GO): glyoxylate cycle
Cellular component (GO): cytoplasm
Molecular function (GO): malate synthase activity
Source: RefSeq, a predicted model, not a curated record